AUGAAGAGCCCCAUUACCGUUCUCCUGCAGCUUGGUGCUGUGUAUACUUCAAUUGCAUCAGCCUGUAAGCUAAGUGACCUCCCCAUAUUCUCGAGCCAUGGCAGAGAUGGAUUAAACCAGUGCGUUGAGUUCAGAGAUGAACAUAUGCUUACUGACAGGUUGAUAGAUCCCCAAGCUUGCGAUAUCCCCCGGCUCAUUGACGCCACUGCCGACCAACUUCAAGAUGGAUUGACUAAGGGGUGCUUCACCAGUGUUGACCUGGUUAAUACUUAUGUUGCUAGAAUUGCGGAGGUCAACUCCACGGUUCGAGCGGUCACGGAGAUCAAUCCCGAUGCCCUUACCAUUGCAAGGCAGAUGGAUAGAGAGAGGAAGCAGGGCAAGCUUCGAGGCCCUCUUCAUGGCCUACCAAUCGUGAUCAAGAACAACAUCUUCACAGAUGACAAGAUGAGCUCUACUGCUGGAUCUUAUGCCAUAUUCGGUGCCCGAACAUCCGCUGAUGCCACUGUGGCCGCAAAGCUGAGAGAGGCGGGCCUGGUCAUCAUGGGCAAAACCGGUGCUUCUCAAUGGGCAAACUUCCGAUCGAUCAACUCCACUAAUGGCUGGAGCGCAUUCGGUGGCCAGGUAACGGCUGCGUAUAUUAAGAACCAAGAUCCCAGCGGAAGCUCCAGCGGCAGUGGUGUUGCUUCUGAUCUUGGAUUGGCCUUUGCAACCUUGGGAACCGAGACAAGCGGCAGCAUUGUUAGCCCCGCUGAAAAGAGCAACAUCGUCGGUCUCAAGCCCACAGUCGGUCUGACUUCUCGCCGUUUCGUUGUCCCUGUCAGUGAGCGCCAGGACACCAUUGGCCCCAUGACCAGAUCAGUCAAGGAUGCAGCCUACCUGUUGCAAGUCAUCGCGGGCAAGGACUCGAAUGACAACUAUACCUCCGCAAUCCCCUUCGACACCAUUCCUGACUACGUCAAGGCAUGCGACAUCAAUGCCCUCAAGGGAAAGCGUAUCGGCGUUCCUCGUAACGUUAUCAAGAUCUUCGGUUCACAGAAGACGGCGGUAGCACAAUUCAACCAGGCACUGGCUGUUAUGAAAAAGGCCGGUGCUAUCAUAGUUGAGAACACCGACUUCACUUCCUUUGCUGAAUUCGCUCAGAGCCCUAUCCCAGACGACAUCCUGUAUGCCGACAGUCUGACCAACCUGCCCGAUUUCUUCAAGCACCUCAAGGUCAACCCUAACAACAUCACUGACCUUCAGAGCCUUCGAAGAUUUACUCAACAUCACCGCCUGGAAGAGUAUCCCAGCCGCGACACGGCCAGAUGGGACAUCGCCCUGCAAAAGGGGGUGAGAAACACUGACCCUGAGUUCUGGCCAAUGUACCAGAAGAACUUGAAGUUUGGUAACGAGGGAGGCAUUCUUGGUACCUUGAGGCGCCACAAGCUUGAUGCUGCCGUCCUACCUACUGAUCUAACGCCAUAUAUCCCCGCACUUGUAGGGUCCCCCAUCAUCACCGUCCCGAUGGGCGUGUAUCCAAACGGGACAAAGGUGAACCAUGACAGAGAGCUUGUCACCUCGGGUCCUGGAAUUCCUAUCGGCAUCGGUUUCAUGGGUGAUCUCUGGAGUGAGGAGAAGCUGAUUGGAUUAGCAUAUGCCUUUGAACAAAAGACCCGUGCCAGGCCAAAGUUCAAGAGAUUCAUCGAGCCCAAGAAGGAAGUGAAGAAUAUCCUCUAG
Molecule: messenger RNA, 1716 nt
Organism: Nannizzia gypsea CBS 118893
Lineage: Eukaryota; Fungi; Ascomycota; Eurotiomycetes; Onygenales; Arthrodermataceae
Product: glutamyl-tRNA(Gln) amidotransferase subunit A
Exons: 5
Coding region: 1-1716 (571 amino acids)
Source: RefSeq, a predicted model, not a curated record